AUGGCAAGUGAAGAGCAGGGCGCCUCGCCUGCACAGGUCGCCUUUGGUGCAGCCCGCGCCAAUAAUGUCGACCUCCUCCGCUCGACCCUGGCAGAGGCGCCAGACUGUGUUGGUGCAAAAGACGCGCUGCAAAACACACCGCUGCAUAUCGCGGCGCGUUCUGCCAACUUGGAGUGUGUGGAUCUACUGCUAGACAUGGAGGAUGUGCCCAUUGACGCACAGAAUAUGGAAGGGGACACGGCAUUGCACCUGGCUGUACGGACAGCAGAGGAGGACAAGACAAUUGCAUUGGAUAUGGUGGAGUUCCUCAUUGACGCAGGAGCACAAGCAAGUCUUCGCAACAAGCAAGGCGACCUGCCCCUCGAUUGUGUGCCAGACAAGUGCCAAGAGAUCAAGGACGCACUGCUCAAGGCCGACCUCGCUGUGUCUAUGGCACAAGAUAUUGUAAGUCUACAAUGGUCAUAG
Molecule: messenger RNA, 465 nt
Organism: Protomyces lactucae-debilis
Lineage: Eukaryota; Fungi; Ascomycota; Taphrinomycetes; Taphrinales; Protomycetaceae
Product: ankyrin repeat-containing domain protein
Exons: 2
Coding region: 1-465 (154 amino acids)
Molecular function (GO): protein binding
Source: RefSeq, a predicted model, not a curated record